AAAAUGGAGUCGAUUGGAAAAUUGCUCAGAAGCUUCCGCUGGAUCUCGAGUGACACCAAGGCUGGCGGGAUUGAGAUUCCGACUUAUGCGAAGUGGAGACGCUUCUUUGUCUUCGGCUGCCUUCCGGUGAUCACUCUCUGCGCCCUGAACGUGUUCUUCAAUCACAAGCCAGAGCGUCCGGAGUUCAUCGCCUACGAGCACAUGCGACUGCGGACCAAGAGGUUUCCCUGGGGCGACGGGGAGCGCAGCCUCUUCCACAACAAGAAAAUGAACGCCCUUCCGACGGGAUAUGAGGAGGACUAG
Phlebotomus argentipes is the source of this 303-nucleotide messenger RNA. RefSeq names its product cytochrome c oxidase subunit 6A1, mitochondrial-like. Gene Ontology annotation, biological process: mitochondrial electron transport, cytochrome c to oxygen. Bases 4 to 303 code for a protein of 99 amino acids. Gene Ontology annotation, cellular component: mitochondrial inner membrane. The transcript has a single exon. NCBI's taxonomy places the organism in Eukaryota, Metazoa, Arthropoda, Insecta, Diptera, Psychodidae. Gene Ontology annotation, molecular function: enzyme regulator activity. The record is from RefSeq and is a predicted model, not a curated record.